Messenger RNA from Gongylonema pulchrum, 258 nucleotides. NCBI's taxonomy places the organism in Eukaryota, Metazoa, Nematoda, Chromadorea, Rhabditida, Gongylonematidae. The record is from the annotation of a GenBank genome assembly.
AUGCAUAGCGUGCUUGAGGCCGUAUUUCACAAAGCACUUCUCUAUCCUCCAGUGGAGCAACGCGCCGAAGCUCUUCGGAUCAUCCGAAAGAUCACCGGAAAUGAGGAACGUCUUGCCGAUAUUGUGAUGGUUUCAGUAACUAGCAAAUCACUGACCCUGUGGACAGUUGUCAUGGAUUGCAUUUUUGAAUGUAGCAAUUCAGCAAACAUUGAGCUCGCAUCGGAUUCGCUUCGAACUUUGCAAGCUUUUAUCUAUUGA